AGUGACCAUAACACGCCGUAAACUGUUGUCGUUGCUGAUCGUAGUGCGAAAUCCGGAAAAUUGUAUGUGCUUUUGUGCAUGCUCUGACUACAUUCACCGACGUCCAGUGGAGGCCUGCUUUUCCGCUGAACGGCCUUGGAAUAAAGCAAACUCUGUUGGUGUUCACAAUGUUUCACAACGUACUCGCUCCAUCCCCAGUAUACCAGAAUGUAUUUCGGCCACCGACAGUACCUCAGCCGGCUCCGGCCGCUAGCACUUCUUUCUACGUGGAAAAUUUACUCCGGAACAGUGCUCCGGCGUGCUGCAUCGCGAGACCAAUCCCCACUACACAGACUGCCACAACGGUAUCUACGCUAUGCAUGCAUUCAGACUGUCGAACGUGUAGCUCUUCUGCGGCAGUUACCACUGCAGCGUCGGAGACCUCUGGAACGUAUCUGAAAUUUGGCGUUAAUGCAAUUCUGUCUUCAGCCACCACAUCAACAGGUGCUAACACGAGUGCCUUUUCUACGUAUUCGGCGGGAAAACCACUUGUCAGCUUACCGAGGCCGUUUUAUGAUUCACCUGUACAACCUUUAUCGAGGAAUCCAUACUUUCCAGCUUCAACAGUUAUUCCUGUACCUGGUACGUAUGCGUGGCCAGCCACAGCCAGAGGAAAGCCACGCAGAGGUAUGCUGAGAAGGGCGGUGUUCUCCGAUGCGCAGAGGAAAGGACUGGAGAAGAAAUUUCAACAACAAAAAUACAUCAGUAAGCCAGACAGAAGGAAACUCGCUUCGAAGCUAGGAUUGAAAGAUUCCCAGGUCAAAAUCUGGUUCCAAAAUCGAAGGAUGAAGUGGAGGAACUCGAAAGAGCGGGAAUUACUGUCGUCCGGGGGCUCUAGGGAAUCUACUCUGCCUAAUAAAUCCAAUCCAAAUCCAGAUUUGAGCGAUGUUGCAGACGACAGGAAACACGAAUUAAGUGACUCCGAAAAGGAGAUUGACAGUAUUGCGAGCAGUCCCUGCGCAAGUCCCACAGCGGAGGACCAUAACGGCGACAUCAUCGUACCACAUGACCAUCACAUUGACGAUAUGGCCGACGACAUGAUCGUCGACGACGACGAUGACGAUGACGAAGAGGAAAUUAAAGUUUUGUAGUUCUGACAUCAUAUGAUUGCAGUGCGUCGUCAUUUUGGUCUGCAACUGCCGCCACCCGUGUUGCUAUGGGAACUCUUGACAUCGCCCUCUAUUCCCUCCACCAUGAAUCAUGAUGGCGGAAAUGAGGAUUGAGACAUUAUCACGUGACCUGUGUGGAAAUCCUCACCAUGUCUUCCGCGUAUUUUUCAGAACACACAAAAAAACAUUUAUUUUUCAAAGGAUACUUUUGAUUACUAGUACUUAAAUAAUGCAAUGCGUUGUAAUGUUAGAAACCUAGUAACUAUUGCGAGU
Saccoglossus kowalevskii is the source of this 1421-nucleotide messenger RNA. It is a transcript of the gene dbx1, whose product is annotated as developing brain homeobox 1. NCBI's taxonomy places the organism in Eukaryota, Metazoa, Hemichordata, Enteropneusta, Harrimaniidae. The record is from RefSeq and is marked provisional. Gene Ontology annotation, biological process: regulation of transcription by RNA polymerase II. Gene Ontology annotation, molecular function: DNA-binding transcription factor activity, RNA polymerase II-specific; DNA binding.